Messenger RNA from Limulus polyphemus (Atlantic horseshoe crab), 2689 nucleotides. RefSeq lists its product as uncharacterized. NCBI's taxonomy places the organism in Eukaryota, Metazoa, Arthropoda, Merostomata, Xiphosura, Limulidae. The record is from RefSeq and is a predicted model, not a curated record. The coding region runs from base 74 to 1852 and encodes 592 amino acids. The transcript has 10 exons.
AUCGUAAUACUUCGUGUCUUAAAAUGUGAAAUGAAUAAUACAGGUAAGAUAAAGCCAAUAUAUUAAACAUCCAAUGAAAUCCGGUACUAUACAGCACAAAAUGCAAUCUACUAUAAGAAAGGAUCAGCGAUUGUCCAUAAGCCGGUCAACCGAAAACUUGACCAUUAGCUCUAUUAGUGGAGAAAGACAACCUAAGUUCUUGUAUAUGGAAUCGGAAACGAGUAAUGUACGACAGUACCCGAGAGGUUCCGAACAAGUCUCGCUUAGCUUUUCAGAUGUGGAAGAUACAAAACUACCAGUGCGAUCGGAUGUUGUAAAAGAGGGAUACAUGUAUCUGUAUAAAAAUGCCGAAAUUAUUUUGAGGGUCUGGGUGGCGCUGGGAACUCACAAGAUCUAUCUAUACUCUUGCGUAACGGAUAUUCUGCCAAUGGAUGGUUUUCAUCUCUCCAGUUGCGAAAUUGAAACAUCAACACUCGACAACUACGAACCAAGUGGUGGAUUCUUCCCAUUGCGUAUAGUUAAAGAGGGACAGAAUCUACUCUGUUUGUAUACAAGAACUUCUGAAGACCAUAAGGAUUGGAAGGAGGCCCUAAGCUCCUGUGUUCAGUCGUGUUCUUUAAACAUGGAAGGAUUGAAUUUGGAGUAUGGUGAUAUGAAAAGAAGAACAGAAUUUCGUAGAUGCAAGGGUGGCCUUCAGACGGAAGAUGAUACCUUAAAUAAAAAACUAGAGCUCCUGAAGGAAUUAUUGAAGCAGAAGAGAGAUAUAACGGACAGAAAACGUCGGUGUUUUACCAAAAUGCAGAGCUCCGAAGAAACAUCUUUUUCUUCUUCUCACCAGGAGGCUUUACAAAGAGCAACUCAUUUACGACAGCGGAAAAUAUCCACUCAGUUGAAGGUAGAGAUGGACACCCUCCAAAAACAUCUUCAAGGCAACAAGAAAUCUCCACCUCAUAAUAUCCACAAUAUUCCUCAGGUUCAUCAACACUUCCAGGAACAACUAAUCGAAUUAAAUCGAACGUUAAAGAAGAUCGACGAUAACCUGGGAAAAACCAAACGUGAGCUCGGAGCGACUUUUGGAGAUCUGGAUAUCAAAACAAGCAAUACCUCUCACGUUAAGCCUACAAUGGAGUCCAACAGCGUAAAAAAUCCUUGUAAACGAAACCCAAUCGAAUCAUACCAGGACAAACUACCCAAGAUUCACAUUUCUAAAUCGAUAGACGACUGUAGGGAUGUGUCUCUCAAAGGCAAAGUUGCCAAACUGAUUUAUUCGCCAAAAUUCCGCAAAAAGUUGAGGACAGAUGGCGUCAAAACAACGGAAUCUUUCCCUUCGUUGCCUCAUGUUGUUAAAAGCUCAUCAAAAGACAAAGAAACUGAGUAUAUAAAUGAUUCCAAAGAAGGGAGAAGUAGGCCACAGACAACGAAGACUAGACGAAGUCCAUUGCGCAAGCUCGGUAAUUACAUGGAACUUCAAAUUCGAGGAAGAAUUAUAUCACACAGGAGGAACAAAUCUGCAGAACGCCCUUUUGAAAGACCCAGGGAAGACCAUUACAGGCCGAGAUCAUCUUCAAAUGAAGAUCUGCUUUACAAAGGCAAUGGCAAUUCUGCCACGAAAACCACAGAGGACUUUGGUAAUGAUGCACAAUACGGAAACUCCGGGAAACACGAAGAUCCCGAACAACAAAAGUCCAGGACCACAAUAACUCGUGACGAUAAUAUUAACAAGAAAGAAAGUAUUGAGAAGGAAACGACUGAUGUACGGACUGAAAUCAACCCUGAUGUUAUGGCAGAAAUUGAAGCUUUCGAACAGUUGACACAAGAUUAUUUUCUUACUCAAGAACGCCAUGUACAUUAGUCUGACAGUGAACAAAUGAAUUUGAAAGUUUUCCUCGAGCUGUAUGUUGACCGUGAUCACAAGUUUCGGUUUUUCAACUUUAGUCACUUAGCACGAGUACUGUACGAGGUCGUUAAGUCUGGAACUUCAUACGUAACCUGGUAAAAUGAGAUGAUUAAGGUCUACAAAUAAUUGUUUAUUUUGUACAGAUUAUGAAGCAGUAAGAUAGUGCCAUGGAUUAUUAUAAAGUAACCAUGGAAGUCUGAAAAACGAACAAAGAACAGACUCUUCUUUAGUGGGGGGUUUCCGAUAUACAAUAAACCACCACUUCAUGCUUUAGUGGGGGUUCCUUAUAUACAAUAAACCACCACUUCAUGCUUUAGUGGGGGUUCCUUAUAUACAAUAAAUCACCACUUCAUGCUUUAGUGGGGGUUCCUUAUAUACAAUAAAUCACCACUUCAUGCUUUAGUGGGGGUUCCUUAUAUACAAUAAAUCACCACUUCAUGCUUUAGUGAAGGUUCCUGAUAUACAAUAAACCACCACUUCAUGCUUUAGUGGGGGUUCCUGAUAUACAAUAAACCACCACUUCAUGCUUUAGUGGGGGUUCCUGAUAUACAUUAAAUCACCACUUCAUGCUUUAGUGGGGGUUCCAGAUACACAAUAAACCACCACUUCAUGUAUAUGUUUUGGACAACAGCUAACUAGCCGCUUAUUAUUAUUAUUUUAUGAAUUAUCACAAUACAAAUAGUAAUAACAAUGCAAUAAAACGCAACAUUUAGUUUAACCUUUGGCCUUACAUCUUUCAGUGGUAGGAAAUUUGUACCCCCCUCCCCAAAAUUAAACUGUAUUUAACUUUCA